CACCUGAUGGUACAAAAACAACAUUUAACUUACGCAGUGUUGUGGGUCAUACAGAAACAGAUAAUGUUAGAAAAUGUUGUCAUAGAUAAACAGUGAUCAACUCGUUAUGAACAGAAACAGUUUUUAUUUGAUAUUCUGCUCUCUUGUCUCGGCAGUGACGAUCAUGUUGUUCUUGCUAGUUGCAAACGAUCACUACGGUUUUUCUCUCAAUGUUGUUGCUGAUUUUCCUCGGGUCGUUCCAGAGAGACAGCAGUUUUUUGAAUAUGAAUCCAUCGUUGUCAGUUGUGAGGGGCUGAUGGGGUUAACAGGAUGGAGGGUGUUGAAGAAGAUCAGCGGACUUACUCAGACGUGUGCUAUUUCUUGGUCGGCAUCAAUAGGCCCCUGUAAUAUUACAAAUGCUAUUCCAAAAGUGGACAGCGGAGAAUUUUGGUGUGAAAUCGGAGCAAAAAGGAGCAACACAGUCAACAUCACUGUCACUGCUGGUUCUGUGAUCCUGGAGGGUCCAAGUCUUCCUGUAAUGGCGGGAGACAAUGUGAGCCUGGGCUGCAGAGAGCAGAAGUCUGACUUCACCCAAGCUGCACAAUUCUUCAAAGAUGGCAUCUUGAUGUAUACCAGCCCCAUUGAAAACAUGACCAUCCCCAGUGUUUCCAGGUCUAAUGAAGGCCUCUACAGCUGCAGCAUCUCUGGAGCUGGACAAUCAGCACAGAGCUGGUUAAUCGUCACAGCAGCUUCUGAGGAGGAUCAACCUGAUCAAGUCCCACAGCUGUUUCUGAAGGUCUGCGUUGGUGUCUGUGCAUUCCUGGUUGUGUUGUUGUUGGUGGGAUUACUGCGACGUCGCAGACGUCAAACAGUCAACACAGUGUCUGAGGAGGGCAGCGCUGAGGAGGGCGACGCAAAUCCAGUCGAGACAACAUAUUCUUCCCCUUUCAUCUAUAUGCCCAGGAAGAACAGAGUGUCUGAAGAGGCCCCCAUACAAGAUCCACAGACCUCAACUUAUGUUUUUUUAAAUCAUCCACGCUAAGGAAGGGUAGCCAGUUUGAUUUAACAUCUUUGAAAAGCCUCGUAAAAGUAUUAGGUGAUAAAACUGAACGUCCUUCAGACUGCCUUUACAAAAAACUGUGAGCACCUAUGCGUUAAUGUUUUUAGCGCCUGAAUAAUUUUAAAUUUUAGUAACUUUUGAAGUUGUUAUGUCAUUUGUAUGUCAGGAACUUGAGGCUGCUGAGAUACUCACAGCUUCCCUUUUAGAAUCGCAGAUAAAAACCACACAAAAAACAACAACAGAUAGACGAGUCCUUCAGGUAGAACAAACUCCCAGUCUAACCCUGAGAUCUGAGUUUACUUACCCUCAGGUGGGAAACUCUCACCUUUAUCCUGUUUAGUUUAUUAAUUAGUCCUAAUUAAAUUAACAUAUACUGAUGUAAAUGUAGGCUUGUUCAGUUGACUCAGUUACCAUAGUAACUGACUCAGAGCUAAAGUUACCUCCCUCUGUGGAACAGGCUUGAAUUACCCCUCUUUCUCGGGUUUGAGUGACCUCUCUUACUGAAACAGAAAACCCGGAGUUUCCCUCAAUUCAGGGUUGACAGACUCAUGGGUUUGCACAAAACCUGCUUUAUGAAACAGGCCCUGCAGGUCACAGUGUAGGCUGCUCUAUUAUCAGGGAGGCUGUUCAUGAGUCACGUAGCCACAUGCAUGUAUUCACUUUUUUUUUCCACAGGGCAGCAAAGACGUUAAGCUACCUUUCGACCUCAUUUCCUGUGUGGUUAAAUGAUAGUGUGAGAAAUUGUUAUAAAAAAAAAAAAACGUCAGAGCAGUCAGACUAGUAAAUGAAAGACUAUAUUUGGAACCAAACAUUUAAAUAAGAUAAGAAAUAUCAAACUACAGUGAAGUAAAAGUGUCUGAAGACGAGUAGAACUGAGAACUUUUCUUUUAUUUACUCUUAUUAUUCCAACAACUAAGAUACAAACAAGUCUCUUCAGUUUAUUUACCAAACCAAAAUAAAUACAAAAAAACAUUUUAGUUUUGCAACACUAGGUGGAUAUUAGGAUUGUAAUGAGGUGACUCAUGAACUGAUUUGGAGCCUCUUUCCUCACAAAGCUUUUUAAAAAACAGAACUGAAAGAUAACAACCUUAGCUGAAACACAUGUUGUUGUUUCUAUACCUCGUUUUAUUUUGGAAGUAUGUGGAAUGAUUUCUGCACGAGUAAUCCAAGGAUAAUGUUGAAAUGUGAUGAAUAAAAAUGUGACUGAAAUGAUAGAAAAAUAUAAAAUUCUUCU
Molecule: messenger RNA, 2273 nt
Organism: Labrus bergylta (ballan wrasse)
Lineage: Eukaryota; Metazoa; Chordata; Actinopteri; Labriformes; Labridae
Source: RefSeq, a predicted model, not a curated record